Phascolarctos cinereus (koala) is the source of this 1224-nucleotide messenger RNA. Lineage: Eukaryota; Metazoa; Chordata; Mammalia; Diprotodontia; Phascolarctidae. The record is from RefSeq and is a predicted model, not a curated record.
CCCUCUAUAAAUCUCUGUACACCAGCCUGCUGUCCUGGAAGGACAGGGAAAGACCUCUGCCCCUCUGGGAUCCUUCAGCCUCCCCAGCUCAGUGUGCAGAAGACCAAGGCCUGACCCAGCAGGGAGCCUAGAACCAGGGGGAAUGGUCGCUGGGAGCCGAAGACCCCCAGCCCAGGGUUCUACACUGUGGUCGGCUCCCCAAGUCUGUGAGCUCCAGGAGAGCAGGGGAUGUUUUUCUAUAAAAGGGCUGCCAGUUCCCAAAGAAGAUUUGAUCUCUUAUUUGGAAGAAAAGGAAGCACCAUGGCUGCUGGAGCAAGAAGGCCUGAAGAGCUGUUGUCCAGAAAGAGAGAUUAGACCUGAAAUGAAAGAGACUACUGGAAAGUUAAGCAUUUCUGUGAAACAAACUCACAAGGAAAACUUCAUGAGUGAUGGUUCUUGCAACUUCAGUGGGAGACAAAUAUGUGCUGUACUUCACAGAAUCCACACAGGAGAGAAAUGUUACAAUUGUCAUCAUUAUAGGAAAGAACCCAGUAAACAGGCAUCCCUUAUCUACCACCAAAAAAUUAAUACUAGAAAGAAACCACAUGAGUGUCAAGAAUGUGGUGAAGCUUUUAGUGAACGUUCAACCUUCAUUAUACAUCAGAGAAUCCACACUGGACAGAAACCUUAUGAAUGUGAUCAACGUGGAAAGGCUUUCACACAGAGCUCCAGUCUUGCUGCAUAUUAGAGAAUUCACACUGGAGAGAAACGGUAUGAACGUAAUUAAUGUGAAAGAGCUUUCAGACUGAAGUCCAAACGUACUGUACUUCAGAGAAUCCAUACUGGAGAGAAAACUUAUGAGUGUUUGGACUGUGAUAAAAUUUUUGUGUACACCAUCUCCUUACCAAGCAAAUCUAAUCAAUGUAAAGUAUAAGAGACAUAAUUUCUUUCGGUAAUUGUUUCAUUAAUUAUAGCUAGUGAACAUUUAAUAACAUGAUGAUCAUUUAGGUAUGCUUCGUAAAGCAAAGCUGAAUCAUGGGGCUUAUGCAUGCUUAUGUGACCCUAGAUAAGUGGGAGUUACCAACAGGUAUAAAUAAAUUCUAUGAAACUAAUGAAAUUCCACCUAGAGUAAUAUGUAUACCAGUUAUACCUUUGACCCAACUCAGGCUCAACAGACUCCAGCUUUGAUUCAAAAUGCCACCCCUUCAUUGAGUAGAAUUGAUAUUAUCAGAUCUUGGAAUGCAG